This is a messenger RNA of Recurvomyces mirabilis, 222 nucleotides long. RefSeq lists its product as uncharacterized. The coding region runs from base 1 to 222 and encodes 73 amino acids. The transcript is spliced from 3 exons. Lineage: Eukaryota; Fungi; Ascomycota; Dothideomycetes; Mycosphaerellales; Teratosphaeriaceae. Gene Ontology annotation, biological process: proton motive force-driven ATP synthesis. The record is from RefSeq and is a predicted model, not a curated record.
AUGGUCGUCUACUACGAAAUCUUCGGGCAGAAAGUCGGCUCGCACAUCCUCGCCAUCGCCACCCUCGGAACGACAGCCGUCGGCACCUGGGCCCUGAGCGGAGGCAGCAAGAAGCCGGCAGAGAAGUCUCCACCAAUCCAGGCCAGUAGCAAGGAUGAAGAGAACUUUAUACAAGAGUUCCUGAAGAACGCGGAUAAGGGUCCGGCGGAGGCGAAGCACUGA